AUGGGAGAGUUCAGCUGCAGCACCAUGAUCACGUCCUCCAUCCCUGAGGCCAAGGCAUUCGAGGCCAUUGUCAAUGCCAACAACCUCAUCUCUGGGGUCCUCAUGCCAAUCCUCAAGAGCGUUGAGUUCGUCGAGGAGUUCACUUCCAUCGAAGGCAACCGAGACAGGACAAUGAAGCACAAGGUCGAGGCCCUGGACAAUGACAACUUCACCUACUGCUAUUCAAUCACUGAGGGCGACGCGCUGGGAACCACCUUCGAGAUGAUCACCUACUAG
Messenger RNA from Eucalyptus grandis, 276 nucleotides. RefSeq names its product major strawberry allergen Fra a 1-3-like. Gene Ontology annotation, molecular function: protein phosphatase inhibitor activity; abscisic acid binding; signaling receptor activity. The transcript is spliced from 2 exons. The record is from RefSeq and is a predicted model, not a curated record. Gene Ontology annotation, cellular component: nucleus; cytoplasm. The coding region runs from base 1 to 276 and encodes 91 amino acids. NCBI's taxonomy places the organism in Eukaryota, Viridiplantae, Streptophyta, Magnoliopsida, Myrtales, Myrtaceae. Gene Ontology annotation, biological process: abscisic acid-activated signaling pathway.